AUGAAGCGUGAUACUCUCAUUCAAGCUAUAUCACAGUUUGCCCUGUUCUCGGUGGCCCUGGCGGCCCACGACCACAGGCGGGGAGGAAGAGAAGCGUGGGGAGAAGGAGGCAAGAGGCUAGCUCCGUACCAUUUCCAGGACAUUCCGCAUUGUAUGGUAGAUUGUAUCUAUCGUAUGGACCGGUCUGAUCUGCCGCAUUGUACCCCAGAUAAGUACUAUGACCGUUUCGACGUCCGGGACUUUAUCAGAGAUCCGGAGGUUGCGGAUUGUUUCUGCAAUGAUGUCUUCUUCUUGAAGGGCUUUUCGGAGUGUGUCAUUGAUAGUUGCAAGAAACCGUCUCAGUUCUACCGCGCCGGCAAAUGGGGAUGGGACCACUGCAAAGCCCGAGGCGUCAAUCUUUUGAGCCCAAAAAACAUCCCAUACAUCCCCCGCGGCGCUGAUCUGUUCAAGAACUGGGAACCGGAACGCUAUGCCCCUCCACGCUUCAUCCCCGAGCCCAUUGAGGACCGUACUUCCACCACCACGGUGACCAGCACGGCCAACUUCACCAUGACCUCCACCCACGUGUCGACGGCCACAGCAACUUCAGUGUCCGUGUCUGUGUCUACACACUUUACAAACACGCAGACACUCCUCAGCACCGUGGGCGGGCCGGUGACGCUGACCACAACGGUGAGCGCGUCGGCGCCGACGGUCACGACGACGCCGACGGCGAGGAAGGAUGAUAUGACCUAUGAGGUGGGACUGAACAGCUUUUCGGGCCCCUCGUGUGUAAAGAGGUGUUAUGAGGAUAAGACGAAGGCGGGGUUGUUUACAGAGGAUAAGUACAAGGAGGAUGUUCAUCCUAAGUGCAAAUCUAUCUAUGAGAAAUAUGUGGGGAACAGCAUGAACACUACAGGAUGGUCUGAGGAUGACCAGAGAAAGAUCUCGCGAUGUGUGUGUACGCACAAGUCGUACGUCAAAGCGAUGUCUGAGUGUGGACUGAAAGAGUGCGCCGGGAAUGUCAAGGAAGCUCAAGCAGCCGUUCUCUUCGGAUAUCAAGUAUGCUCCAAGAAGGGAAUGAUCGAGUUCCCAUACGUCGACAUCAUGGUUGAGAAACUCGAAAUCACCAUCCCCAGCAACCUCACCCUUCCCGACCGGGUCAGUCUUGCCUCGCAUGGCGUCGGUGGAGCACCUACAUUCCCCAUCCUCGACGAGGAGGGCGAGAAGAUGAUGUUCCCCAACGCCGCCGAGCACAUCACCGGUAUCCUACAGGGCAACGCGCUGUUUGUGUCGUAUGCCAUUGGGACUGUGCUUUUCAUUGCGUUCUGGUAG
Molecule: messenger RNA, 1314 nt
Organism: Morchella importuna
Lineage: Eukaryota; Fungi; Ascomycota; Pezizomycetes; Pezizales; Morchellaceae
Exons: 8
Coding region: 1-1314 (437 amino acids)
Source: RefSeq, a predicted model, not a curated record